This is a messenger RNA of Octodon degus (degu), 2028 nucleotides long. It is a transcript of the gene Nars1, whose product is annotated as asparaginyl-tRNA synthetase. Gene Ontology annotation, cellular component: cytoplasm. The record is from RefSeq and is a predicted model, not a curated record. The transcript has 17 exons. Bases 85 to 2028 code for a protein of 647 amino acids. NCBI's taxonomy places the organism in Eukaryota, Metazoa, Chordata, Mammalia, Rodentia, Octodontidae. Gene Ontology annotation, molecular function: ATP binding; nucleic acid binding; asparagine-tRNA ligase activity. Gene Ontology annotation, biological process: asparaginyl-tRNA aminoacylation.
CUACAGAAUAUGAUGCAACGUCUGAGACCAGGAAGUCGCCAGUGCACGUUGGGGUGACGGGGCAGCGUGGUGGUGUUACAGAUUAUGUCCUUGGAGGUGACCAGUGCGACUGCAGGAAUGGUGCUGGCAGAGCUGUAUGUGUCGGAUCGAGAGGGAAAUGAUGCUACAGGAGAUGGAACCAAGGAGAAACCAUUUAAAACAGGUCUAAAGGCUUUGAUGACAGUAGGAAAAGAACCAUUCCCUACCAUUUACGUAGAUUCACAAAAAGAAAAUGAGAGGUGGGAUGUUAUUUCUAAAUCACAGAUGAAGAACAUUAAAAAAAUGUGGCACAGGGAACAAAUGAAGAAUGAAUCCCAGGAGAAGAAAGAGGCAGAAGAUAGUUUGCGAAGAGAAAAGAACCUGGAAGAAGCCAAGAAGAUAUCCAUUAAAAAGGAUCCAAGUCUGCCAGAGCCCAAGUGUGUGAAGAUUUGUGCAUUAGAAGGAUAUAGAGGCCAAAGAGUGAAGUUAUUUGGCUGGGUCCACAGGCUGCGUAGACAAGGAAAGAAUUUAAUGUUCCUGGUGUUGCGGGACGGUACAGGUUUCCUUCAGUGUGUCUUGUCAGAUGCUUUGUGCCAGUGUUACAAUGGAGUAGUCUUAUCUACUGAGAGUAGUGUUGCAGUAUAUGGAACACUAGCUCUUACCCCAAAAGGCAAACAAGCUCCAGGAGGCCACGAGCUGAACUGUGACUUCUGGGAACUCAUAGGGCUGGCUCCUGCUGGAGGAGCUGAUAACCUGAUCAACGAAGAGUCUGAUGUGGAUGUCCAGCUCAACAACAGGCACAUGAUGAUCCGGGGAGAAAACAUGUCCAAAAUCCUGCGAGCACGCUCUGUGGUGACCAGGUGCUUCCGAGACCACUUCUUUGAUAGGGGGUACUACGAAGUUACUCCUCCGACAUUAGUGCAAACGCAGGUUGAAGGCGGCUCCACACUCUUCAAGCUGGACUACUUUGGAGAAGAGGCAUUUUUAACUCAGUCCUCUCAGUUGUACCUGGAGACCUGCCUUCCAGCCCUGGGAGAUGUGUUCUGUAUUGCACAAUCAUACAGGGCAGAACAGUCCAGGACACGAAGGCACCUGGCUGAGUACACUCACGUGGAAGCAGAGUGCCCUUUCCUGACCUUUGAGGAGCUCCUGAAUCGGUUGGAGGACUUGGUUUGUGACGUCGUAGAUAGAAUCUUAAAGUCACCAGCAGGAAGCAUAGUACUGGAUCUCAACCCGAACUUUAAGCCCCCCAAACGACCUUUCAGACGGAUGAACUACACAGAUGCUAUUGUGUGGUUAAAAGAACAUAAUAUAAAGAAAGAAGAUGGGACUUUCUACGAAUUUGGAGAGGAUAUCCCAGAAGCUCCUGAGAGACAGAUGACAGACACCAUUAAUGAACCAAUCUUGCUGUGUCGAUUUCCUGUGGAGAUCAAAUCCUUCUAUAUGCAGCGAUGUCCUGAGGAUCCCCGUCUUACUGAAUCAGUCGAUGUGUUGAUGCCCAAUGUUGGUGAGAUUGUGGGCGGCUCCAUGCGCAUCUGGGAUAAUGAUGAAAUCCUGGCAGGUUAUAAAAGGGAAGGUAUUGAUCCCGCUCCCUACUACUGGUAUACAGAUCAGGUAAAAACAGCUUUCAAAAUUGUCUUUGAAUGUUUUUCAUGUAUAGUUUGGUAUACAUCAACAGUUUUUUUGUUUUUUUUUUGGACGUCCUCAGAGUCAGAAACAGGAGAUGUUAAAGACGUACAAAAUAGGUUUGUUAAACGAUUUGCUCAGCUAUUGGCUAAUUCGUUUGCUGAGACAGGAUUUGUGGAAGUUAAAGCCACUGACAGUUUGUACCUCUAUGGUCGAAAUGUUUUUAGUCUUGUGCUGAAUCGGCUGUUGGUAGAUCUUCCAGAGCAAGCAGAUCUUCCAGAACAAGGAGUCUACAGGGACUCCGAUGCCCCGCCAACGAUCGAUGGGACGCUCUCACCUAGCGGCCUUUCAGUUCACGGGACGUUGCAGCCAGACUGGCUCUAG